AUGCCGUGCGACUUUGUCAAGACCGGAACCACCGAGCAGGUGAUCGGUUGUGUGAAGUUGCUCAUCCAGGCGCUCAUCUCGAAGCAAAGCCCGGAGUUGGCCUUAGACGCUGCCUGGGCGCUCAACGAGAUGGCGCACAACAAUCCGCUGGUCUCCGGGUGGAUUCGGGACGCGGGUGGACAACAGGCUCUGCAAGAGUCCUUGGUGGUGUACUGCUCUCACAGGGAGCACGUUGACUGCUGCAUUUGGUUGUUGCGCAUGAUUGGAGGGGUGCACGGUCUUCUCCAACUUCUCCAAACGGAGCCACUUCCGGCAGAGGUCUUGCUGGCGCUGCUGCAGGUGCUUCGGAAGGACAACACCUGCUGGCGCAACAACCAGGGCCCACUGGACGAGGCGCCUCAGCUACUGCGCUGCUGCGCGCAGCGCUUGGCGCAGUGUGGUCAAGCGCCCCCGCUGCUGCAGGAGGCCUCGGCUCUGCUGCAGGAGAUGUCUUUAGAGCCCUUGCUGGGCCAAGAAUUGCUCGUGAUGGGCGGCACGCAACUCAUGUCUUUGACCUUGCAGAUGGCUGUCCGCUGCCAGGACGUGGAGACAGCUCGAAGUUGUUGUAAUAUCUUGUGCUCCCUGGCGAAGGUGGGCCGUGUGGACAGUCAACACUAUUUGAGGACCACUGAAGUCCUACAGGCGCUGCAGAGUGCGGCACAGCUGGGCUCAGGUCAAGAGCUGGAAGUGUCGGUCGGCCAGACCCUGGGUUUCAUCUUGGGCCUUCCAGAGGAGCGGACUUCAUCCGCCAUCCAGCUCUUCUCUGGCCUGGGCGAGUUCGCAGUACAGGGUGUGCUGCUGGGCCGCAGUACGGGGAACGGUUUCGCAGAGACCCCACGGUGUACGGUCCAGAACCACCGCUGGGAGGAUGUGGAAGCCAUUCGGCUGUUGCCGCAGAUGGUGGGAGAGCUUCUAAAGCUGCAAAAGAUCCUCGGAGAGAGAAAGAAGACGCCCUUCACUUCCUGCAUCCACCUAGCGCUCUUGGACGCCCUGGGCUCUUGCUGUAGCUCCCUUUCGCCUCACCUGGCGCCGGGCGCCUGCGCCGAGCUGGACGAGGCGGUGCGGCUCAUUGCGCCCCAGACGAACAGCGUGGUUUCACACGAGUCGGAGAGUCGGGUGCCACCGGAGAGUCGGAUGGCCGCCAGCCGGCAAGCCGAAUUGCUCCGAGCCGAGCCGAAUCGCUCCAAGGCUUCGCGGCUGCACGAGCCGAUGAAGAUCCCCGAGGAGGAGACGAUGAAGAGACGAGAACGAUGA
Molecule: messenger RNA, 1293 nt
Organism: Durusdinium trenchii
Lineage: Eukaryota; Dinophyceae; Suessiales; Symbiodiniaceae
Source: the annotation of a GenBank genome assembly